This is a messenger RNA of Exophiala viscosa, 1412 nucleotides long. RefSeq lists its product as uncharacterized. Lineage: Eukaryota; Fungi; Ascomycota; Eurotiomycetes; Chaetothyriales; Herpotrichiellaceae. The record is from RefSeq and is a predicted model, not a curated record. The coding region runs from base 171 to 1208 and encodes 345 amino acids. The transcript has 4 exons.
CCCUGACCGUGGCCCGAGUCCAGACCAGCCUGGACGCCACCGACCUUCUGCAUCCAGUCUUAUCCUUUCCUCAUGACACCAACGGCGUCAAGAACAGUACGCCUCUUCAUGCACCUUUACAUGUCCCUACUUGACCUUCAUACUAUAUCCUAUCCAAUACGGUCAAAAAGAUGCCGUCUCCUACCAGACCAACUUUCAUCAAUCGCACCACCAGCGAUUAUGGCCUUACGAGCGACCAGCCAGCCGUCAACGCGCACAUCGCGCGGCUCUCACACCGCCGGCGCAAACGAGCUCGCGUACCCAACAUCACAAGAAGAACAUUCGGCUCACGCUUUCUUGCAAUCCACCAUAUAGGUGGACUUCGAGAUGAUCCCUUCUGGAGUCUUCCUGUUGAGAACAAACACGACGCUAUGACAGGGUUUGACCAUCACUUUCAAGUCCUCUGCCCUCGAGCCCUCAGCAUCGGCAACUACAAUUACCACCAACACUGCGUGAUGGCGGCCAACGUGCUCCAAACACCCAUGUACUGCCACUCGAUGAUCGCGUUGAACCUGACGGUGCAAAGUCAAUCCCAGGCCCAGGUCCAGGACGGCACAGCACACCGCCUAUCCCUAGCCGCCAUGUACCAUCUCAAUGUAGCAGUGGCCGCUGUGCGAGAAUGCUUGGCCGACCCAGAGCGAUGCACAAGCGACAUUGUCCUAGCAACAAUAUUCCCCCUAUCCGUCGUCCAUAGCAUGACAAACGACUACGCCGGCUUCGCCACCCACGUCGAAGGUGUCCAACGUAUUGUCGCCCUCCGUGGCGGCAUUGACAACCUCGGAAUGGACGGCUUCCUGAAGAUCUCCGUCCUCGGCACGCUCCAGCACGCCGAGGUCUUGAAACGCCAGCACUCCCAGCGCGUGCAAGACCAAGCACAAGGCCUGACCUUCCACGACGACUCCGUCCUCGUCUACCCAGUCCAGCCAUUUUCCGACGCGCUGCUCUCCAAGCUCUCGAUGUUCCCCUCGGGCUUGGCGUCGUUGGCCUUCGAAUCGCGCCUGAGCCUCCAGUGCAUCGCCACGAAAUUCUCGCUAUGGCGCAGCUUAGCAUCACGGAGCGUGCGUUGGCUGUUGCCGCUCAAGCAUAUCUCAACCACUUGGAGCCCAGGUCAUGGCACUGGAGUCAUUGGUCCAACGAACAUAUCGUCGAGGAGCAAGUCCUUCAACUGAGUGCGGAUCCGCAGCUGGGUGACUGUGACGAGGAUUCUCUCACUUGGGCGUGUUUGAUCAUCCGAGAUACCUCUAUUGAAGGAACCAAUGCCUGGAAGUGGUCCGAUCGAAUCAUCUCGACCGUGGAUGUCGACGAUGCAAGGCUUGAUGAACUGUGUUUUUCCUUCUUUGCACGACCGCCCAGUAAGGCUAAUAACGUAGAGG